AUGAUUGGUGUGUCAGGAGGGAGAGGCGAUCAGGAGCGCCAGCUUCCUGCCGAGGACGCCUCUGAUCCUCGCAGCGCAAGCCGGGGCCGGCAGGCAGGAAGGAGACGCGCAGCCCGCUGGACUCGGCAUCGCAGCCCAGCAGCCGGAGCGAGUCCGGCUUCGCCCGCCCCGCGAUCGCUCCCGCCCGCCGGCCGGCUCGGCAGCUGCCCGCGCCCCUCCGGGGCUGCCUGGUCGCAUCGGAACAAGGAACUCGUCCCCCCCCGCCCCUCCCGGCAUGAAGAUGCCUUGGUGGCGCGGGCCCCGGGCUCUCGGGCAUCCUGCCGCUGCUGCGCUGCUCGGCCACGCCGCGUGGCACAGCGCUGGCGUAACGAAAACUAUGAGAGGCCCGUGGACCUGGAAGGGUCAGGGGAUGACGACCCCUUUGCGGAUGAUGAAAGUGAUGACCUCUACUCAGGAUCUGGCUCGGGAUAUUUUGAGCAGGAGUCUGGGAUCGAGACGGCGGUGAGGCUCCACACGGACACUCUCCCCACCACCCCGGCCGUGCUGCCUGUCACAUCUGUGCAGCCCGUGGCAACUCCCUUUGAAAUGCUGCCUGCAGAGGAAACCACCCCUGAGCAGGCGACCAGCAUCCUGUACAUCCCCAGGGUGACAGAGGCACCGCUGAUUCCCAGCUGGAAAGCAACUACCACUAGUGCCACGGCCAGUGACACCCCACCACCCUCAACAGCUGCUGCUGCUGCCAGCCUCACUACUCCUGCUGCCAAGCCAACAACCGUCCGGAGGAUCCUGCCCCCCUUCGUCACGACGAUGGCCACAACGCGGGCCACCACCCUGGAAAUGCCAGCCACAGCUGUGACGGAAGCCAUCACGGUCACAGAGGCUGCCACGUCCCGGCUCGUCACCCCCAGCACUGCCAGACCCAGAGCUGGUCCAAAGUCGAGCACCUCCAAGACCACGGUUGUCACAGAGAAAAGCACUGUCUUGCCGCCACUGGCUGCUACCUUGGCCCCCACGGACGCACCCCAGACCGAGCUGCUGGACGUGACCGUGUCCACAGCCCUCGACAACGAGCUGGAGGUUCCUGUCAGCGGAGGGCCCAGCGGGGACUUCGAAAUCCGCGAGGAGGAAGACACGACUCGGCCAGAGCUCAGUAACGAAGUGAUCGCCGCGGUUACCCUGGCAGCAGAGCCGGGGCUGGGGAAGAAUGCAGAGCCCGGCCUCAUAGACAAUACGAUAGACUCUGGGAACUCGGCUGCCCAGCUCCCCCAGAAGAACAUCCUGGAGAGGAAAGAAGUGCUAAUAGCUGUCAUCGUGGGCGGCGUGGUCGGGGCGCUCUUUGCUGCCUUUCUGGUUAUGCUGCUCAUCUACCGGAUGAAGAAGAAGGACGAAGGGAGCUACACACUGGAGGAGCCAAAGCAGGCGAACGUCACAUACCAAAAGCCCGACAAGCAGGAGGAGUUCUAUGCAUAAACAGAGCCCAGAGUGCCUCUCUCUCCGUUUCACUCGAUUUCUGGUUCAAUUUCCUUCGGCCCCCACCCUCCCCCAGCCAAUCUCUCUCUCUCGCUCUCUUUCUGAUGGGACUGUGAGUUGAACAAACAAACACUAUAAUAAAAAGAAAAAAAAACCAGCUUCAGUUAAAAUAUAUACAAAUAAAGCGUCACCAAUUUAAAAACGAAUCCCGUAACCUUUCUCCAGCGGACGCAGCGUUUGCAGGGGACAGCAAGCGUGAGGAGCGAACGGGCAGCCAACUUUCAGUGCCUAUGCGAACACUCCUCGGACGAGAGCAUGCUUGGGUGGUCAUUUUCCUGAUGAUGGUUGGAGUUUCCUGGGUUUACCAAACACCACGACUGACUCUGAGAUCUGAAUACCUGUUACCAGAAUUG
This is a messenger RNA of Chelonoidis abingdonii (Abingdon island giant tortoise), 1883 nucleotides long. The record is from RefSeq and is a predicted model, not a curated record. NCBI's taxonomy places the organism in Eukaryota, Metazoa, Chordata, Testudines, Testudinidae.